AUACAUAUAUAAAUACAGAAAGUGAUUGCCAGAGAGUGAGAGGGAAAGUGAAAGCUAUCCACACUCCCCCACUUUUAUCUCUCUCUCUCUCUCUCAACACACAAUCAUAAAUCUUUGAUUCACCAAAACAAAACCUCCACAAUGAACUGAUUCAUCAGUCAUCACCAAUCUGACCUACAAUGUUAAACGACGCCGUUCUCCUUCUAUUACUGUUAUCUUUCCCGUUAACAUGCUUCGGGAUCCGUUAUUUUCCGUCCAACGGAGAAAAAACAGAGAUCCAUUUAGGAUCCGACAUCUUAUCCGGGUUCACCGAAGCUCCAGACUACCGUAACGGCGUAGACUGCUCACGUGCCACCAUUCACAUCGCAAUGACGAUUGAUUUAGAAUACCUACGUGGCACAAUCGCCGCCGUCCAUUCCGUCCUCCGCCACGCGUCAUGCCCAGAAAACAUCUUCUUCCAUUUCAUCGCUGCAGAGUUCGACCCGGCUACCCCACGUGACUUGACCCGACUUAUAAGAUCAACCUUCCCAACACUCCACUUCAAGAUGUACAUCUUCCGUGAAGACAGAGUCAUUAAUCUGAUCUCGUCAUCGAUCCGAAUCGCACUAGAAAACCCGUUAAACUACGCCCGAAACUACCUGGGCGAGAUACUUGACCCGAGUAUCACCCGGGUCAUUUACCUCGACUCAGAUAUAAUCAUCGUCGACGAUAUAGCAAAGCUAUGGAAUAUUACAUUACAUCACAACCGGGUUAUCGGAGCCCCGGAAUAUUGCCAUACAAAUUUUACAAAAUACUUUACCGAUAACUUCUGGGCAAACCCGGGUAUGUCUACCUGGGUCUUUAAAAAACGUCCGUGUUAUUUUAACACGGGCGUAAUGGUAAUGGAUAUGAACCAAUGGAGAAAAGGCAUGAGUCAGAAAAAAUUAGAGCACUGGAUGGAAGUCCAGAGGAGUAAAAGAAUAUAUGAACUGGGCUCGUUACCCCCGUUUUUACUAGUCUUCGGGGGCAACAUUGAGCCCAUUCACCACAGGUGGAACCAGCACGGGCUCGGUGGGGAUAAUGUGAAAGGGAGUUGUCGGACCUUGCAUUCGGGUCCGGUUAGUUUGUUGCAUUGGAGUGGUAAAGGGAAGCCGUGGGUGCGGCUUGAUGACAAGAGGCCGUGCCCGUUGGAUCAUUUGUGGGAGCCGUACGAUCUUUAUAAAGGUAAGCGUGAUGGGCGUCGGAUAGCCGUUGGAUCUGAUGGUUUGGAGGGGUAUUCUGGGUAUUUUGAAUGAUUGAAUAGGUAUUUUGGGGGAUACUUUUUUUUGGUGCAAGUUUUAUGGUUUCUAGGGAGCAUUGAUAUUCAUUGACAGCUGUGUACAGAAAUUUGUAGGGGUUUAAAUUUGAUUGGAUGGAUUGGUACUGAGGGCAUCUUGCUAGGUGUCGUUGUUAACCUAUGACCUUGACGGAAAUAAAAAUUUAUUGUUGCUGUUCAAAAAAAAAAAAUUACAAGGAAUAUUCAGAUAAAUUUGUUUAAUAUGUUUCA
Molecule: messenger RNA, 1525 nt
Organism: Helianthus annuus (common sunflower)
Lineage: Eukaryota; Viridiplantae; Streptophyta; Magnoliopsida; Asterales; Asteraceae
Product: probable galacturonosyltransferase-like 9
Exons: 1
Coding region: 180-1274 (364 amino acids)
Cellular component (GO): Golgi apparatus
Molecular function (GO): glycosyltransferase activity
Source: RefSeq, a predicted model, not a curated record